ACGUGCUGACUGUUCUGAGUGAAUGUGGGUUCAUUUCCUCCGUGUGUUUCAGGGAAUGGCUUCACACGGACGAGGCCGCUCCGCUGGUGGUUCCUCCCCGCACGGAGAGGAGCGUCGAGGGACGACGUCGUCACCGACAAGGGAAACGAGUCGGGGAGCUGGAGGUGGGGAGGAAGAACGACGUGCUCAAAACUUGUGGUGCGACUACAGCAAAUGCGUCUGGUAUUUGGACAGGGCGAGCCAGGACGGCUCCGACCCGUUGCAACCACCGUGCGGGCCGCUCUUGUUCGUCGCCGUUUGCGCCGACAGAACGCGUCUCGCAGGGUCCAUCAUCCAGUGGGUCGACGAUGGCGAAUACAAUUUCAAGUUUACUUUGAAGAAGCAUUACAAAAGUGAUUGUUCUGUCGACGGCAUCGCAAAGGGAUGCAAGGUUGUCAGGAGGAUCUUCGGCGGUGGUCCUGUUGGGUUCGCGGGAGGAGAGUGCUCUGAAAGGGAGAUGGGAAGUCAGGGUGGCCUGCCAGCUACGCCUCCUGAUCAAGAGGUGGGCGUGUCAGACGACUCGGAGGACAACCAUCCGCGUGCUCCUUUGAAACCGGGCUUGCAUGUAUCUUGCCGCCACAGUUUGCUUGGGGAGUCAACGCCACAUGGAGGCGGCGAUGGCGAACGGUUGCGACAGGGAUCAGAAUCGACGACUCCUCGUGGUCUGGUUCGAGAGGUGCGUGGGUCAGAUGAGACGACUCGCCGGGCCCGACCAGCGCCGGAGGAACUGCAGACGGAGUUGAGCCAGGAACGAGAAGCAAGUGGGAACGUCGCCGGUGAGGAGGAGGUGUCCGAGCAGGGGCUGUUCCGUGAGAGAUCGGCUGAAAAGACUCAGUCGGGAGGUAAGCGCAACUUGCCGGAUGAGGAAGAGCGAGAGGGACUAGGUGCUUCGAAAAGGCAGAGAAAGGUAGGAGGGAGUGCUCGGACGCCAAGAACACGAGAGGGCGGUUCCGUUGAGAAGAGGAAAAGGGUUGGAGGUGGGGAUGAAAUGCCAAAAGACUCGUCGACACAACGAAGAACCGAUGACUCCGUCUUCGCUUUGGGGUUGAAGUUCUAUGAGGAGUGGUCGAAAGGGAAACUCCUUGCUUCCUACGCCCAGCAUUGGACUGAAAAGCCGCCCACCCAUGAGGAGGUGGCCAAGCCAGGACUCUCCACUGUGACUGACAGCCAGGGGCUGAAGAAACACGUCUGGUACGUGAAGGUGGACGACCCGUCGUUGAAAAAGGGCAGGGGGAAGCCAAAGAAAGGCGCGGAGGAGAAAACUUUCUACGUCCAAGUUCCAGAGCCAGAUGUCCACUGCUGGAAAGAAUUGGUGGACUUGAUGGACCGCGAGAAGAAAAGGUUGUUGAAUGACGUCUUGAACCUUAAUGUCGUGUGGGUUCAAACGAGUAGCAAAAAGUUGGCCGAGCAGGGGAAGUUCAGUGUCAAGGAGAUGGUCGACAUAAUAAAAAUGGACCGGAUUAUGCUGAGGUUGUGGCACUACGUGGAGUUUAAGUACGAGGAAAUGGAUAAGCGGGAGUGGAAUGCCAACUCCACGUUCUUCGGGUCCAAGAAGCAACUGUUCGAAGAGUUCAAGGACAGAGGUCUCGACGACAAGCUUUGGAACGAGAGCAGGAAAUUUUUCACGGACAUCACAUACGUCAACGAGUGCCCUCAGUUUCUCGGGUGUCAACACGACAACAACAUCAAGAGAACAGCGGCCCUCUAUGUCACCCAUGAAGUGUCGUCCAAGGCUUACCCAUGCGAUUUCCACCAUGUCGUGGUCGAGCCCGUUUAUGACCCAAACAAGGACAUGUUCUUACAGUUGAGAUUUGACCCGCAGUACGUGGUGCGGAAGGAAGUCGCCAUUGCGGUCCUCCAGGGCUACCACGGAGCGAGUCGGGCCGGCGUUGUGAGCUUCAUUAAGAGGCUGGAAUAUGUCUUUUUUAACGAGGAUGUUGUCGAUCCGGCCGACUUCACUUUGGAUAAGCACAAGCUGGCAUUCGGUGAGGAGGACGACUUUAAUAUCGAGACUGAGCAGGAGGAGAGCGUUGAGGACGACCUCUUCGAUUUGGACGGGCAAUUGGCCAUCUUCAACGCCCAAGUUUCUGAGUCGCCAUCAGUAUGCAAACAGGGGACACCUCUCGCUACACCUACCUCGGGGGGUCCCACGCCCGUAUCCUCCUCAUCGCCUGUCAAGAGGGGUGGGUUGUCCCGUCUGAGGAGUUCGCCGGGGGAGCCUAUUCGUCUCACACCGCAGCCCGAACGUCUUCGACCCGGCCAUCCAGUUCCUCCGGACCAUCUGCAUCUCAAGGCUCCUGCGACUCCCUUCCACAUGGGCGACAAACACACCUUCUCCACAGCCGAAGAUUGGGGCCAUGAUAUCGUGUGGCACCCAGACCAUUUCCAGCCAGUCCUUCUCGACGGCGAAUGGGCAGUGGCAGUGAGGGACGCAAGUGCACGGUGGAUAUAUGACGAUCGUUGGGACCUCGAGACAUUCAAAUCUCGCGCCUACGAUGCGGUAUUGGAGAGAUUAAGUGAGCAAGUGAGUUGGGAGUUGCCUGGGGUCACCCCGCCGGCAGGAGUUGUGAAGCGCAAGUCUCGCGGAAAGGACGGCAACGGGGAUGGUGAAGGCGGCGGGCAACGAGGUACCGGAGGUGGAAGUGAACAGCGUUCGACGAAACAGCGGUCUCCGGGGCGCGCAGGCGGCGGAGAGGGGAAAAAGGGCAGCCGGGAGAAGAAGAAGCCUCGCAGCGGAGAGAAGACAAAGCAUCACAGAGGAGACGGGCAGGGGUCCGAUGUCGACCGCGACGAGGACGGUGGGGUUCUGGCGGUAACAGGCAGCACCUCAAUGGAGACGGGGAAUGACUUGAGGCCUGGGUGUAUUACGCGGCCUGGCGAGCAGGACCUUGUGAUUAGCUCCACCAGCGAAACACAUUUUGUCGAUGCGGUUGGCGGGGCGGGUGUCGCAAAGCAUGGAUCAUGCUUCGCUCAGCUCCAAAAACGGUCGGCGGAUUGUCUCGGAUCAAUCCGAACCUCGGAGACGACCUCGUUGUCCGGAACUCGGUGCCUUCCGGGAAGCGAGACGACAACAUACCACGGAUCCGGCAGCGACAAGCUGGAACCGUGUUCCGUUUCGCCUCAAAAGGAAUUUUGGAUUAAUCCGAACCGCGAAGGCCGUGGCAUCGAGGGAGCACAACUGUCUACAGAACUCGAACGGGUGGUCUGGGUUUUCGAAAACCCUGGUGACGAAAUUCGGAUUCAUCCGAACCAGGAAGCCGUGUCUGUCAUGACAGACGAUCGGUGUCAGGAUGCAGUAAUGCUGUGCGUGGAAGCCCACAAGGAGCUGCAGGCGGACUGUCGGACUGAGGGUGAGUUGGCGACCAGUUCCAAUGUCGAGCCUAACACACUCGGAGCCGAGUUAGCAGUCGUAAGCGACUCCCCAGUGAAAGCGGUCAUGUCGGCGUCAUUGGAAACUGCGGGGGCUCGGAUGAAUCCGAACCAAGGUCCUGUGAACAUCUCCCUCCCUGAUGCAUCUUUGGAGACGACCGUGAUUCGGAUUCAUCCGAGGCACACGGACGAAGGACUUCAACUGGCAGGCGUUGAGGGUUGUCAACUACUGACGACUUUGGACAAGGACAAUUCCGCCGACGACCGAAUUGAUCCGACACUCAACGACGUCGGGAUAGAGCUACCAGUUCAGCCGGGAUACGACGAUCCCUUGUACUCCGCCCUUCACAACGAGGCGAUGGGGGAGGACGUUCUGAAGAAGGCCUCUGACGCUGUUGGAGAUAGAUUUAUCUAUUUGAGUGACGACGACAAAAACACAACCUACGGGGACAAGAAGUUAAGGUGGGAAGAGGUGUUGUUGGACAUCCAUGGGACAUUGAGCCCAACACAAUACGACAUAGUGACAAUGGAGAAAACACAACCUGUCGAUGUUGUGGACAUCGACGAUCUUUGUCCGGAGACGAAUAUACCGUCUACGGUCAUCGACGCCGACAUCUCGAGCCUGUCAAGUUUCCCUGUGGGUUUGGAGCACGUCGUCGCCGCGUCGACGCGCGCAGGGGUGCCAAUCGUGCUGGGACUGCCGUCGGUGGGCUCUGGUGAAGUGGUAGCUAGGCCUGGGUUUCCUCGAGAUGGAAGAGUGGUCCUUGAAGACGUUAUCUGCUCCCGGUUGCCGCUCACUAUCAUCGUCGCUCGUUUGCCGUCGCACAGUUUACAGGUAUCCGUCAAGGACAUCGUCGCACUCGUGGAUAGAUCCGGGGAGCUUAACGAUGAGGUUGUCAAUUUCUACAUGGCGAUGUUACUGGACGACUGCGGCCGGACUGCCGCUACCAUGAAGACAUACACCUUUAACUCCUUCUUCGCCUCUUCACUGCUUCUGCGAGGUCCGACAACUGUUCUCAGAUGGGCUAAAGAUGUCGACCUCCAGUCUCAUGACCUCGUCUUGGCACCCGUGCACAAGGACGACGAACACUGAAGCCUUUUGGCCAUUUACUUCUCUAGACGUGUUUUGGAAAUCUAUGAUUCUUUCUCGUGUUCGUCAUCCAAAGA
Molecule: messenger RNA, 4575 nt
Organism: Chara braunii
Lineage: Eukaryota; Viridiplantae; Streptophyta; Charophyceae; Charales; Characeae
Source: the annotation of a GenBank genome assembly